Mytilus californianus (California mussel) is the source of this 6454-nucleotide messenger RNA. RefSeq names its product coronin-1B-like. The coding region runs from base 121 to 1647 and encodes 508 amino acids. Gene Ontology annotation, molecular function: actin filament binding. The transcript has 11 exons. Gene Ontology annotation, biological process: actin filament organization. Lineage: Eukaryota; Metazoa; Mollusca; Bivalvia; Mytilida; Mytilidae. The record is from RefSeq and is a predicted model, not a curated record.
AGUAAAUGACAUGCGCACGUACGCUUCCGGGUAUGUUACAGGAAGCAAAGGAGGGCGUUAUAUUUAUCAGUGCAACAAGAGUGCCGGCAACCCUUCCCCUUUUCAAAAGAUCUAUCAAGGAUGGCUUUUCGUAUCAGAACAUCGAAAUAUCGGCAUGUAUUUGGCAAACCAUUAAAAAGAGAUCAGUGCUAUGACAACAUUAGAGUGUCCAAAAUAUCUUGGGAUAGUACAUUAUGCAGUGUGAAUCCUAAAUACAUAGCCAUUAUUACAGAGGCUGCUGGUGGGGGAGCCUUCUUAGUUCUGCCUUUAUCAAAGACUGGACGUGUUGAGAGAGAUUCUCCCCUGGUAUCAGGACACAAGGCAGCAGUAUUAGAUAUAGAAUGGUGUCCCCAUAAUGAUGAUAUUAUUGCUAGUUGUUCUGAAGAUUGUUAUGUGAAAGUCUGGCAGAUCCCCGAGGGUGGUGUUAUCAAACCUCUAACAGAACCAAUUGUAGAUUUACUAGGACAUCAAAAGAGAGUUGGUGUUGUAAAAUGGCAUCCCACAGCACAGAAUAUUCUCCUCAGUGGAGGUCAAGACAAUAUUAUAAUGAUUUGGAAUGUAGGAACUGGUGAAGCUGUUGUACAGAUAGAUUCUCCUGAUCACAUCUUAUCAGCAUCAUGGAAUUACGAUGGGUCAAAAUUUGUAACUACGUGUAAAGAUAAAAUGAUGAGAGUGUACAAUCCACGAACAGGAGAUAUGUUAGGCGAAGUGAAGGCCCAUGAAGGAGCUAAGCCAGCACAGGCUGUGUAUUUAAAGGAUGGUAAAAUAUUCUCUGCAGGAUUCUCUAGGAUGAGCACCAGACAGUAUGCAUUGUGGAAUGAGAAUGAUCUAUCAGAAGAAAUGAUGCGUGAAGAGAUUGACCAGAGUAAUGGUGUUAUGUUUCCAUUUUAUGAUGCCGACACAAGUAUGAUAUAUCUUCUUGGAAGGGGUGACAGUAUUAUAAGAUAUUACGAGGUAACAGAUGAAGCUCCUUAUGUACAUUACUUAAACUUGUACCAGUGCAAGGAUGCACAGAGAGGGUUUGGCUACAUGCCUAAACGAGGACUUAAUGUCAAUAAUUGUGAAAUAGCUAGAUUUUAUAAACUACACAAUGGUGGGCUAUGUGAAGUUAUACCAAUGACUGUUCCUAGAAAGUCUGAAUUAUUCCAAGAUGACCUUUACCCUGACACAGCAGGAGAUACACCAUCUGUCACUGCAGAUGAAUGGUUAGCCGGGAAAAAAUCAGAUCCAAUUCUGAUCUCCCUGAAAGAUGAAUAUGUACCUACACAAAAGGAACAGUUGAAAGUUGUAAGAAAGUCCAAUAUAUUAGAUAAACCUAUCCACAAACCAGCUGCAGCAGCAACUCCAGCCAGGUCGUCAGUGCAAGAGGUGGCAGUUCCCGAGGAAUCUGGUGCAGCAUUACCACCGAAAUCACCAGCAGUCAAUCAGGAAAUCCAACAGUUAAAGAAAGUAAUUGGAGAACAGAACAAAACUAUUCAGGAUUUAAUGGAAAGAGUUCUUUCCCUUGAACAGGCAGCAAACAGUAGUGGGGUAAUAGAAAAUGAUGAAACAUUAGGUCACGAUAAGGUCGACAAAGAAAAUGCUGUCGACCAGGCUGAUGAUAAUUAAUGCUGCAGACGACAGUUAAAAUCAAAAUGGCUGCUGGUUAAGAUUUAGUGUUUUAACAUUUCUCUAUUUUUUAAGACAUUUUGUAUUUAAGCAAUGUAUAUUUAUUAAAAUGCUGGCAAAAAAUAUAUAUAUUAAGCACUACUUUAUAUAUAUUGGAUAUGCAUGACUUACACAGGCAUUUUAACUGUGAAACAGUUUAAACAUUUAGAAUUAAAUAUUAUGAAAAAAUUUUGCUUUAAAAUUAAAUGCUUUUUAAUCAAAAAUACUUUUUUUUUUCAGUUGGGUUAAAAAAAAAAACUAUAUUUUAAAAACUGGUAUAGCAAUAGAUUUUUUUACUAAUGAACAAGGAAAUAUUUCAGAUCAAAUUUUGCUGCUGAUCAUGAAAUUCCCAUAACUGCCAAAUACAUCAUACAUGCAAUUUUAUCAUAUUAAAGAUUUCAAUACUUGAUUUUUUUUUUGUAAGAUUCGGAAAUGUUAUUUUUAUAGUCAGUAAAUGCUGGUCAAAGGCUCUUAGAUACUCAAGUGUCAUUUCAUCCCGUGAACUGUAAGAGGAUAUACAUCAUGGAGAAGCCUUCAAAUGUUUUAUUAGCCAUUCAAAUUUGAUUCGCUCAUUUUCUCAUUUCUGAUUUUAAAAGAGUUUUCCAUAGCUAAUUUAAAACAAGUUUUUUUUAUUACUAGACUUAAAAUUGACAUGAAUCAUCAUGAUCAUACAUGAACUUUUUCUCUGACAGGACAAUAUCUUUCAAGAAGCCAGUGUUCCAUGGCGUCUGCAUGAUUUUAUUCCCAGUUAGCAAUUUUCAAUAAAAAAGACUGGGGAAUGAAAGCUUCCAUCACAGAAUUAAUGAUUUUGGUUUGUCUUCCGUUAUUCAUUGGCUUGAAAUGAAGGCAAAUUUUGUUCCUGUUGCAGGGGAAUCGGAAAACCAUUAGUAUACUUCAUAUAGCCAUAUUUGUAUUUUGAAUACCAAAUGAAAUAGAUGUCAGCUGUAGUUUUGAGUAUAUCAUUUUUUAUAUAAACUUAGUUCAUAGGAGAUAGUAAAUAUAAAAGUUAUAACAAAGAGAGAUAACUAUGUAUCAACAGUAGGUGGAACUCAGAUCCUAAGAAAACAUUUUUAGAAUUUUUACUAGCAGAAAAUCAAGUAUUGCAAAACUUUUCAAGUAGACUUAGAUUUGUUAUUGUUUUUGUCAUUCAUUUAUGCAUUUAUGCAAAUAAAAAGUGCUUUGUUUUUGUUGAUUGCUAUGAACUCUGUGACAGAUUUGUUUGUUUUUCCCCUGGAUGUUACUGUUGUUGAAAAUGGCUUUAAGUGUCUGUACAAAUGUUGUUGUUUGGUAUGCUUAUUUUGUAGGAAGUUUUCAGAGAGACGGUCAUUGAUUUUUUUCCCAGACUAAUGAAGUGUUGCCCAACCACUUUUUUUUCCAAAGUAAGGCAUUGAUUCACUUUAUCCAAAUGCAGAUUAAUAAAAAUGAGACAGAAUAAAAGUAAACUUUUUUCAGAAAUGUUCUUAUGUUCAGAUUACUUGGCAAUAGGAUCAUUACUUUUAGUCCAGAUAUCUAUUAAAUUACUGCAUGUCCAAGUUCCACGCACCCACUUUAAUAUAAAAAUAUAUAGUCUUAAGCAACCAGCUUAUAUUUGUAUGUUGAAACCUUUUAACAUUUGUGCUGAAAUCAUUUGUUUAGCUGAAAACAUAAAUUAUGUUAGAUAAUAAUUUUGAGUCAGUCUCUUGAAAUCAAAGUUGAUAAAUAUUUUGGACUUUUUGAUUUUGACCUCAUAGAUCAUAUGACUUGUUCAUGAUUAUAAGUUUGUCCAAAAUUUUUUGGGGUUUCUGGUGGAUAGUUCUCAUUGGCAAUCAUACCAAAUCUUCUUAUUUUUAUAUUUUUGAAUAACAUGGACUAGCUUCUGUUCUUUUUUUUAUUUUAAUGUUUUCAAUAUUUGUAAUUUUAUUGAAAUCGGUAAAAUUUCUGAAAAACAAAUUUCUGCGAGAUAUAUGGAAAAAUGUAACCUUUGAGCUAUUAAUAUAAUUGGAUGAUGUGCUGAGCAACAUAUAUAUCUUGAAUGUACACCAUUCUGUGAUGAAAACUCAAACAAAUUCCAUAUACAUAAUUGUAAUAGUUAUAAUUUGAUAAAAUUAGAAAUUUUUAGUAUCUUAUAGGUUCUUUUUAUAAACUAUUGAUAAGUCAUGACUUUUUCUGAGCAUUCCAAGGCUUGUAUGUUAAUAUUUAUUUGUAAAUAUAGUUUCCCUUGUACAGAUUAGAUAUAGACUGUGAAAAUGAUUAUUUUUGUAUAUGACGUGCUUACAAUGUGGAGGAACAAUAUAUAUUUUUGAUUUAUAUGUUCUCAGGUUUUGAUUGCUAUGUUCCAGUCUUGUGUUAAGUGUUUUUUAUAUAGAUUUUUGCUUAAUUGUUAAACUAAAAAUAGUUGCAGCUAUUUCUUUCAGUUUGGUUCAUAAACAUUCAAUCUAUGUCAUUCAAAUAAUAGUUUUAUUUGUUUGCAGUCAGAAUUGAGUAGAAUUUAUGUACUUGAAUAGGAAUCUACCUUUGCAAAAUAUUGAAAAAAAGCAUGAAUGAAUUUAAAAUAUGUCUUAUAUACAUGAACUUGUAGAUUUUCUUUGUUAAAAUGAAAUUCUGAAAUGUUCAUUUUUAUUUAAAGUUGUAAUUAAAAUACACCUAUUAUUUCUGUGACAGAAGGAACUUGAAAUGUAAACCUUCUCUCAGUUAUUUUCUUUACUGUAAGGAACUUUUGAUAUAAAUAAUAUACUUUUAGUUAUUAAGCUCACAAUUUUUAAAACAUUAACAGUGAUUAACUGAAGAUAUCAAUUUUAAGUCAUUCAGGCAUCACAUUCAAUUUGAUUAAGGAACUAGUUGGAAAUAAAAGGGAAUUUAUACUUUGAAAACCUUAAAGAAAUUAUUUUACACACUUUUCUAUACCAAUAUCAAGUUGCCCUCAUUUCAUUGAAAUAGUAUUGGUAUUAGAUUUUUUUAAAGUUGUACAAACAAAUAACUGUUGUGUUAUUUCCAGACAUCUGUGGAUGAUUUGAUUGCUUGAAAAAAAUUUCAUACUGUUUCCUGACAGCAUUUUUUCCCCCAAGCACAAAAAGAGCUAAUAUUGUUACUUUUAGUUUGUAAUCUUCACAUUACAUCUCUGUGUCUUAAAUAUGUUUGUUGAGCAGUGAGUUGUGCGAUUUUCUCUGGCUGAACUGUCUGGGUUUUUUAGUAUUUGAAUAGAUGUGAAUAGAUAUUUCUAAUAUGAGAAGAGUGAAACUAGUUAUAGUUUAUUUCAACUCAUAUUGAGUUAAAUUCCUACAGAAAGGUGAUGUAAAUGUUUUUAUGACCAUAGACUUGUUAGUUCAAUAAUGACAGCUUAUCUCAGAGUUUCAAGGUUACAUUAAAAUAUUCCUAUUGGAAUCUUUCCAACUUCAGACUGUGUUCGAAAAAGAUAGAAGUGGCACAAAGGAAGGUUAAAUUUCCCAGAACUGUAAUGUAUGCUCUAAUAAGAAAUCAGUAUGAAAAGACAAAUAAGAUAUGAGUUCUGAGAUGGCUGUUUUUACUGAGUCAUCCCAUUUUACACAAACAGGUCACCUCAGAAAUCUAUGCAGUGUUGGGACCAACAAAACAUCAAAAGAAUGAAAUAUCAACGUAUGGGUAAUUUAGAAUGAAAUAUCAAUGUAUGGGUAAUUUCUCCUAAUCAUAGGUUUUCACCAGGGUUAGAUAUUCAAAUAGAAAAGUUGCUGAGUAUAUUAAGUGGAAGUUUGUUGAAAUCAUUCCAUUUGUUAAAUUCAACGCGUGAAACUCUACACAGAUGCAUAGAAAAAAUGUCAUGUGAUACUACAUUUUCAACCUCCACAUUGAAAACUCUCCUAUAGCCUAUAUAUGGCUAUGAAACAUGAGAAAGAAACCUAAUUUGUGUUACAGCAAGUCAUUCAAUAACCAUACAGAAACUCUGUAGUGUUGUGUUAGGUAAAUUAUAUCUUGCUUUAAUAUUAAAAGAAAUUCACAUAGAACUGCUUAUUUUAUACACAUUUAACAAAAUACUCCUCAUCUUCAAUUUUCUAUCAUUGUGGAAUUAUUUUUUUCCCCACCUCACUAAUAGUAUAUUUUAUGCACAAAUAAAAUAGAAAUAAAUAACCAAAGCACUUUUAUUUUUGAAUUUUUAUACCUAAAACAGGAUUGAAACUGUCUCAUGAGGAAAAUUAUGUUAAUUCUGUUUUUCCAGGAACAAAUGGAAAAAUUGAGACAAAUUUGUUUCAGUCAAAUAUUUAUAAUAUCAUUAUUUCAGCAAAAUCACAUGUACAAGUUUUCUCUUAUAGAUGUAUUUUCUAAGUAUAAUCCAUUAUUUUACAAAGUAGGAGACAAGUUAGUUUUUAUAAACUCUGACUUUCCAACUUGGGGAAUGAUGAUUAUGAACUCCAACCUUUUAUCUUAGAGAAUGAUGACCAUGCCCUUAAUUGGCUAGCUCUACUCUUAUGAGUAAUUAUUUUCAUGAUUGAUGUAUAUUCAAAAAAAAUUGGCACAUAUUUGAAUUCAUGAGGAUGACUCAGAUUUGUAACCAUAAUGGUAUUUGAACAUUUCUGUCAUGUACUUAGUUUCACAAAAAAUACUCCUUUCAAAGAAAAAUGUGAAAAUAAAUGCACCAAGUCAAAUAUUCAAAGUAGUUUUUGCAACUAGUUUACAGUAUGAUAUAAUUACAUUGAGCCAUAAUUUACUUGUUUUUCAGUAUGGAACUUGUCAAAAUUUAUGUCCGUUAUAAAUAGUUAUGCUAUGAUCAUUUGUAUAUUAUAUAAUCAUACAGCAAUAAAAUCGUACUCUAAAUUAA